Messenger RNA from Olea europaea var. sylvestris, 2443 nucleotides. RefSeq names its product dicarboxylate transporter 2.1, chloroplastic-like. Gene Ontology annotation, cellular component: membrane. The transcript has 4 exons. Lineage: Eukaryota; Viridiplantae; Streptophyta; Magnoliopsida; Lamiales; Oleaceae. Gene Ontology annotation, molecular function: transmembrane transporter activity. The record is from RefSeq and is a predicted model, not a curated record. Gene Ontology annotation, biological process: transmembrane transport. The coding region runs from base 227 to 1732 and encodes 501 amino acids.
AAGGAAACAUAGCAUCACACCACGAAAAUGAUGUAUGUAUGCCACUUUCUAGUCCUGUAUAGUGCUGUGUUAUCCGUUCGAAAAUGGCAAUCAAUUCAUUAUUCCCAGCAAAUCCACCAUGCACAGUGCUCCACCCAACUCUAAUACUGUUGCGUUGUCAGCGUGAGUAACCAGUUUGUUGAACCACGAAAAUUCAACCUGUUUGCACCCCCCACCCAAAAAGGCAAUGUCGAAUCCAAACUCCACCGCCAACAACCUCCCUAUUGACGCCAGAACCACCACUUCCCGCCGCCGCUUACCGAACUUCAACUGGAAAGGUGUAAAACCCAUUCCCUUUUUCAUCUCUAUUUUCAUUGGGUUACUUCUCCGAUUCGCAGUACCAAAACCGCACUCACUCACGCCAAAGGCGUGGUCCCUUCUCUCCAUUUUCCUCACCACCAUUUCGGGUCUCAUUCUCAGCCCGUUACCUGUAGGUGCAUGGGCUUUUACAUGCCUCACGCUCGCUGUAAUCACUAAAACUCUUACAUUCGCUGCUGCGUUUUCCGCCUUUACUAAUGAGGUCAUCUGGCUUAUUGUGAUUUCCUUCUUCUUUUCGAAAGGUUUUGUGAAGACGGGGCUUGGGGAUAGGAUUGCUAUGCUUUUUGUUCGGUGGCUUGGGAAGAGUACUCUGGGGUUGUCUUAUGGGUUGGUUUUGAGUGAAGCCGUCAUUUCGCCCGCCAUGCCGAGCACGACGGCGCGGGCUGGAGGAAUUUUCUUGCCCAUUAUUAAGUCCUUGGCGGUCGGUGCUGAUAGUAGGCCCAAGGACGGAUCGGCUAGGAAGAUUGGAGCAUAUCUCAUUCAAUCCCAGAAUCAGUCAGCCAGUAACUCGAGUGCUCUUUUCCUGACAGCUGCAGCUCAAAACAUGUUGUGUGUUAAAUUAGCUGACAGUAUUGGUGUUAAAAUCCCAAAUCGAUGGGUCACUUGGCUCAAGGCAUCUAGCAUACCUGCGUUGAUUUCGCUUUCUGCAACUCCAUUCAUCCUAUAUAAGAUCUUUCCCCCUGAAAUGAAAGCAACGCCCGAUGCUCCAGCCAUGGCCAAGAGGAAAUUGGAGCAAAUGGGUCCUGUCAAAAGAGACGAAUGGUUGAUGGUGGGAACCAUGCUUCUGACAGUUGCAUUAUGGAUUUCAGGAGAGGCUCUUGGCAUGACUAGUGUUAUUGCUGCUAUGCUGGGUUUGUCAAUACUUCUGCUGUUAGGAGUACUUGAUUGGGAAGAUUGUUUAAGCGAGAUGCAAGCAUGGGAUACCCUGGCUUGGUUUGGAGUUCUAGUCGGCAUGGCUACUCAAUUAACGGCUCUUGGUGUUGUACCCUGGAUGUCUAAAUGUGUGGCCAAAUUACUUAAAUCUCUUUCAGUGAACUGGUUUGGUGCAUUUUGUAUCCUUCAGACAGCAUACUUCUUUAUCCACUAUCUAUUUGCUAGUCAAACUGCACAUGUUGGAGCCCUAUACUCGGCAUUUCUUGGAAUGCACGUGGCAUCCCAAGUUCCUGGUUUGUUGGCUGCUCUAGCUUUGGGAUACAACACAAAUCUUUUUGGUGCACUGACACAUUAUAGCAGUGGUCAGGCUGCUGUUUACUAUGGAGCUGGUUAUGUAGAACUCCAUGACGUUUUCAAAUUGGGAAUUGCAAUGGCCCUUAUUAACAUUGUGAUAUGGGGAUUAACUGGAGCAGCUUGGUGGAAAGUUUUAGGCCUUUAUUGAGAUCCAAAAAUGUCUUCAUUCUUACGAUAUUAGUGCUCAGAAUAUGUAUUGAAUUUUAUGGAUAUAUGAGAGUUCAUUUUUGACAGAAUCCUCACACUAUUGGAAUUUAUGCAACAGCUGGUAUCUGUUAAAAACAAUAUAAAUAUCGAGUUGAGUUGUUGAACUUCAAAAAAGUAUAUCCCUGGAGAUGCCAUAUUCGAAAUGAGUUCAAAGUACAUGUUGGACUUGAGUAUUAUUCUCAUUUUCAUAUCAUUCAGGAGAUAAAUAGAAUGCUUCUUGGAAUUCAUAUGAUACAGAUGUGAUGAGUUUGUAUGGGAUAUGAGAGUUGGCUUUUCAAAUGAGGUGUUCGCUUAUACGGAUCAAGCCAUAAUCCUUUCUUAAACAGAAUAAAAUAAAACAAUUUAAAAACACAGAUUUAUUGUCAUUCAUCUUGACAUUGAGAGCUAUGUCCACUUGCUGCUGCAGGUUAUCACGCCUGACCAGCUAACCCGAUGCUAACCUUUUUAGGGCAUUGGCAGGAGUUGCCCCCAGGGAAGUGUCUUUAGGCAGGGAGUUGAGUUAAUAAAGAAGACGAGCACAAGAUUUUUCUCACACCUCACACACUCUCAAAACCAUGUCCCUAAAAUAAUUUAGGAACUGUUUGACUGCAAAGAUGGAAUUUAGGUGGAAAUAAAACGAAUUCGAGGGAAUUGGAUUGUUCAGAAAUUGUUU